This is a messenger RNA of Trypanosoma theileri, 1452 nucleotides long. Its product is annotated as putative formin. The record is from RefSeq and is a predicted model, not a curated record. Gene Ontology annotation, molecular function: protein binding. The transcript has a single exon. The coding region runs from base 1 to 1452 and encodes 483 amino acids. NCBI's taxonomy places the organism in Eukaryota, Euglenozoa, Kinetoplastea, Trypanosomatida, Trypanosomatidae.
AUGUCCGGUGCUGCUACAAGCGAGCCCCUCUCUACAGAUCUUGUCGAUCCAGCAGUUGAGGCCUCUUUGCUUCCGCGAUCAUCAAGUGGCCGCAGCUCCCGAUCAUCUGACCGACACACGGUUGUGGAUGUCAAAUUUGUGUCAGUGCUUCUUUCACGUGCAGACAAGUCUUCUUCAUGGGGCUUUCUCUUGUGUGGUCGUAGUGUUCCCCUGAGGGUUGGUGAAAUUACGUCUGAUGUGGCCUCAAGGCUGCAGAAAGGGGAUGAAAUUGUUGAAAUCAAUGGGGUAGAGCCAAUGGAUUACGCGGAGGCCAUACAGGUGUUUCAGUGUGCACGUUUGCACCUGCAGCUGCGUUUGCGUCGUACAGUCUGCGUAAACAGAGAAGGCACACCGUUCGAGGAUACCCCCACCAGGGAGUUUCACGGGGUUGGGGACAACCAGAGUGAGGAUCUCGCGUGUGCAAUGUCAACCACAGGGCCAACUUCUUCCUCUUUCUGUACUAUCUUAGAACCCGAUAACGGCUUUUCAGAGACUGUGGUGCAGCCUCGUCCAGCGUCUUGCGAUGAGCCACCGUGUGCUCGUCCAGGUGUGGAUGUGAGGCAUUCGACGCAGCGAACCCCCAGCCAAUUGUUGCAUAAUUCACAGAAUGCAGAUGACGGUAGAUGCGGAGUAGGUCUGGUCGGCUCUUCAGUUACUGUUUCAUCGGGCAAAGUCUCCUCUCAGCCUUUUUCUGUGGACGUGGAGAAUGCUUGGCGACAGAUACUGUUUGGGAGACAGACUUCGCAGAUGGUUGGACAUGGCUGCCGAAAUUAUAGAGAUUUGUGUGAUGUCUUGCCGAUCCCCAUGCAGCGGGCAGUUUAUGACCGCCGCAGCUGCCCCUUCUCUGCAGCGGAUGGUUUCACAGAAGAGUUUCACACCGCCGUGCAGUAUACACUGACACAGAGGGCACUCUCAAGCAGCCGUGGGGCCAUUUCGUGUGGCGGCACCCCAGUGCCGCAUGAGCAUGAUGACCGGCCACGAGACACUGCAUCGUUAAAUGAAGACAUACUCGGCAUAGAGACAUCCCGCAAUGAGGAGAUUCAACGGUUUCGUCAGGCAGAGGGGUGGACGGAGAGGUGUGAGGCGCUGGUGGCACAACACAAGGAUAUGCUGAGAAUUGUAGAGUGCCACACUGCCGAGAGGGAGGGGUGGUGCCGCGGCGAGGUGGAGAGAUACUCUCAGAUUGAAGACGUGGCAAACGAAUUUCUAAAGAAGUACAGGGAGACAGUGUCACGGGAUCUCAGAGCGGAGGGGAGGAAUAGAAAUCCACAUUUCGCUGCUACACGCGGACGAUCACGCAACGAAGAGGGCACCACCAGCAGCCGCUCUUUUCGACUUCCAACUCCACCCCCACCUCCACCUCCAGGGCAAUCAGGGAAUCAUUUCUCCAGCGUCAGGCGUCCGCAAGAUUGA